Messenger RNA from Megalops cyprinoides (Indo-Pacific tarpon), 696 nucleotides. RefSeq names its product high choriolytic enzyme 1-like. The record is from RefSeq and is a predicted model, not a curated record. The annotation marks the transcript as partial. The transcript has 7 exons. Gene Ontology annotation, molecular function: zinc ion binding; metalloendopeptidase activity. Gene Ontology annotation, biological process: proteolysis. NCBI's taxonomy places the organism in Eukaryota, Metazoa, Chordata, Actinopteri, Elopiformes, Megalopidae.
AAACUCACGCGGUCGUCCCUGAAAAAAAGCUGUUUGUUGCGGGUAGCUAGCUCCGGGCUUCUCUCUCUUCCCUGGGUCACCAGUAGCGUUUACCCCCAAGAUCUCGGAGGGCUGUCCAUGAUUAUGUAUCUGAUGCAUGCUUUUGCUUCUACAGCCUACUUUGAAAAGUGGAGGAUUGAGUACGCCAUGAAUACGUUCCACACAAGAACUUGCAUUCGCUUUGUCCCCCGGCAGAGUCAGUCAGACUACAUCAGCAUUGAGAGCAAAGACGGUUGCUAUUCGUAUCUUGGGAGAACAGGAGGCAGACAGGUAGUUUCUCUGGCCAGAUUCGGCUGUGUUUAUAACGGCAUCAUUCAGCAUGAGCUGAACCACGCGCUGGGCUUCUAUCACGAGCACACAAGGAGCGACCGAGAUCAAUACGUUCGCAUCAACUGGGAAUACGUCGCACCAUACUCGGUCUACAACUUUCAGAAACAGGACACUAAUAACCUCAACACUCCAUAUGACUAUUCUUCUAUCAUGCAUUAUGGAAGAAGUGCUUUCUCAACCCAGUAUGGACAAGAAACUAUCACUCCCAUACCCGACCCAAAUCAGCCAAUUGGACAGAGGCGAAAUCUGUCAGACCUGGACAUUCAGAGGAUCAACAGGCUUUAUGGCUGCUGUGAAAAGGGAAUCCGUGAAGGCUGGUGGAGCUGA